Monodelphis domestica (gray short-tailed opossum) is the source of this 1968-nucleotide messenger RNA. NCBI's taxonomy places the organism in Eukaryota, Metazoa, Chordata, Mammalia, Didelphimorphia, Didelphidae. The record is from RefSeq and is a predicted model, not a curated record.
GCGUCAGCUCAGAGAGCUUGACGGAGGCGGCUGCCGCAAAGCGGCCGUGGUGACAACGAUGAUGGCCGGGACCGGGCCACUCCCAGGCGGCGGAGAAGCUGUGCCCUCAGGCCCAGGGCCCGGAGUGCCCGGGAAAAGCGGUGAGGAGCGACUGAAAGAGAUGGAGGCAGAGAUGGCGCUGUUUGAGCAGGAAGUCUUGGGGGCUCCAAUGUCUGGGAUUCCAGCCCCGCUCGUACCCGCUGUGGAGCCAGCUCCCGUGCUCCGCCCCAUCAUUGCCACUAACACCUACCAGAAGGUCCAGCAGAGCCUGGAGGCCCGGGCAGCAGCAGCAGCCACAGUAAUCGCUCCCAUCGUGGCUCCCCCUGGCCCCUUUGUGAGUCCUGUUGGCUUCGGGCCUGGGGGAGAUAGAAGUCGGCUGGACAGCUCAGAGGCCCGGGAUGCCAUGUUUCUCCACUUGGCCGCAGGUGGCCCACGCCCCAUGGCUCUUCGGCUGCCACAUCAGGCCCUGGUUGGGCCUCCCCUCCCUGGGCCUCCUGGACCCCCUAUGAUGUUGCCACUCAUGGCCCGGGCACCGGGACCCCCAAUUGGCACGAUGGUGACUCUGAGACCUCCCCCCGAGGAGCCUCCAGCUCCUCGGGAACUAGACCUGGGCCUGGGCUUGAAAGAGAAAGAGGAGGCUGCAGCUGCGGCUGUGGCUGUGGUAGCUGCCUCAGCUGCUGCAACUUCUGGGCUGGAAGAAGUGGCUGUGGGGGGCCCAGGAGCUACCACAAUCAUUGGGCCCAGCCUUCCCCUGCCCUUGGCCAUGCCCUUGCCUGAGCCUGAGCCUCUGCCUCUACCUUUGGAAGUAGUGCGGGGCCUGCUCCCACCCCUGCGAAUCCCUGAGCUCCUGUCUCUCCGGCCCAGGCCCCGACCCCGGCCUGAGCCCCAGCCACCCCCGGGACUCAUGGCCCUUGAGGUCUCAGAGCCACUAGGUGAGGACAAGAAGAAAGGGAAGCCAGAGAAGUUGAAACGGUGCAUCCGAACAGCAGCUGGGAGCAGUUGGGAAGACCCCAGCCUCCUGGAGUGGGAUGCAGAUGAUUUCCGAAUUUUCUGUGGGGAUCUGGGCAAUGAGGUGAAUGAUGACAUCUUGGCCCGAGCCUUCAGCAGAUUCCCCUCCUUCCUCAAAGCCAAAGUUAUCCGGGAUAAGCGCACAGGCAAGACCAAAGGUUAUGGCUUUGUCAGUUUCAAGGACCCCAGUGACUAUGUGCGGGCCAUGAGGGAGAUGAAUGGGAAGUAUGUGGGUUCCCGGCCUAUCAAGUUACGCAAGAGCAUGUGGAAGGACCGGAAUCUGGAUGUUGUACGGAAGAAGCAGAAGGAGAAGAAGAAGUUGGGGCUGAGAUAGCCCAAAUCACCAAGAUUCCCCCUUAUCCUUUUAUGACGUCCUUGCCCCUGUCCCCAAACUGAAUAAAUUUGAAUUCUUAAAAAAAAAAAAUUAAGAGCCUACCAUGUGCCAGGCAGAGGGUUAGGUAUGGAGGAGAAAAUUAAAUGAAACAUGUAAAAUGAAACAGUCCUUGCACUCAAAGAGUUUACAUUCUUUGGGGAAGGGGAUAGGAGAAUUGAAAGGGACCUAGAUGUGUAAAUGCAAAAGGAAUCCAAAGGAAUUUUAAUGGGGACAUACUAAAAUGAGAAAAUCAAGAAAUUUCCCUUACUUUGAGUUGAGCCUUUAGUUGACACUUGAGAAGAGAGGGAUUUUUAGAGGCAGGGAUGAGGAAGGAGAGCAUUCCAGGUAGGAGAAAGCCUGUACAAAGGUUUGGAAGGAGACAGUGCAAUGUAUGGAGAAUAGCAAGUGUGCCAGUUUUAAUGAAAAGCAGACUAUAUACUGAUUAAUAAAGGGAAAUCAGUCCAAGAAACUUGGGUUCAAGCUGUAUUGGGAAGAACACAAUGCCAAAGGACUGUGCCAUGUUAUGCCAUAAAUGCUUUUUGAAUGAA